Salvia splendens (bonfire salvia) is the source of this 1287-nucleotide messenger RNA. Its product is annotated as inositol monophosphatase 3. Gene Ontology annotation, molecular function: inositol monophosphate 1-phosphatase activity. The coding region runs from base 139 to 951 and encodes 270 amino acids. The record is from RefSeq and is a predicted model, not a curated record. NCBI's taxonomy places the organism in Eukaryota, Viridiplantae, Streptophyta, Magnoliopsida, Lamiales, Lamiaceae. Gene Ontology annotation, biological process: inositol metabolic process; signal transduction; phosphatidylinositol phosphate biosynthetic process. The transcript is spliced from 13 exons.
AUAAAAUAAUGUGUAGUGGUUUUAAAAAGCAGGGCAUUUGUUCUUGAGGUUCUUUUCCUAUAAAAUGUAGAGUAGGAGUGAUACAUUCCCUGAAAAUCCACCAUCCAUCUAUUCCUUUUCUCCCAAUCGCAACAUCUAAUGACACAAAAGGGUUCACCCGACGAUUUCUUGGCCUCAGCAGUGGAAGCUGCUAAGCAAGCUGGCGAGAUUAUUCGAUCUGGAUUUUAUGGGGCGAAACAGGUGGAGAACAAAGGAGAGGUGGAUUUGGUGACGGAGACGGAUAAGAAAUGUGAAGAGCUCAUAUUCACUUUUCUCAAAAAACAAUACCCUGACCAUAAGUUCAUUGGCGAAGAAACUGCUGCUGCUGGUGGCAAUAUGGAAUUGACUACUGAACCAACUUGGAUUGUUGAUCCCAUUGAUGGAACUUUUAAUUUUGUUCAUGGGUAUCCAUUUGUGUGUGUAUCUAUUGGAUUGACAAUUGGAAAGAUUGCAACAGUUGGUGUUGUCUAUAAUCCAAUUAUGGAUGAGCUUUUUACAGCAGUUCGCGGCAAAGGUGCUUUUCUCAAUGGGAAACCCAUUAGAGUAUCAUCUCAAGACGAGCUCGUGAAAUCCCUUCUUGCUGCAGAGGUGAUUGCAUCACAUGAGAAAUCCAUCGUGGAUGCCUCUACGAAUCAGAUCAAUAGCUUACUCUUCAAGGUUCGGUCACUUCGGAUGAGUGGCUCUUGUGCUUUAGAUCUUUGUGGGAUUGCGUGUGGGAGGCUUGAUCUAUUCUACUUAGUUGGGUUUGGAGGCCCAUGGGAUGUGGCUGCUGGUGCUGUUAUCAUAAGCGAAGCUGGAGGACUCGUCUUUGAUCCCUCGGGUAAGGAUUUCGACAUCACAGCUCAACGAGUAGCAGCUUCGAAUCCUCUUCUGAAGGAUGCAUUUGUCGGGGCACUGCAGCAGUCGGAAUGAGGGAACCCUUUGUGAGACCAAACACUGAUAUAUUUGACAAAUAUUAGCUCGAAAAGAACUACCCCAAAGGCGUACACAUCUACCUUGGGAGAAACAUCUCCAUAUUGCGCGUACCUGCAUGUCAUAUGGAUUAAUACACUAGAAAUAAACUCUAUGUACAAAAUUAUUCGAACGAGGAGAAUGGAGAUGUUGGCAGGUUACUCUGGAGGCAUGUAACCGAAAGUUCCAACAAGACGCGUUUGCAGAGAAGCACUCCCCACCUCAGUCAGUUUGGUCAGACCAAAAUCAGCAACCUAGUAGUAGUAAUAAACAACACAUCUUAAAUAAUUAAGAGAG